UGUGUCUGUUUAAUGCCAGGUGAUUGAAUGUGCUGUACGCGGAGGAACUAAUAUGAGAGGGAUGCCUUCCUGGAGGUAGCGCUCUGUGAUCCAUUCAGGGAGAAGGGUUUUGGGGAUGCUGUGGCUGAACUCCGACCUUUAGUGAAAGUGUCAGCGAAGAAAUUCAGGACAAACAAAGAAAAAAGCAACAAAUACGGACGUGUAUUCCCCUACGUUUGUUGUCGCGGACCAACUGACCUAAGUGUCUGCUUUGUGUUGACACCAUGGACAUCAACCUUCAGUCGCAGCGGUUUUACUUCCCCCAGAUCUACUGUGUGGAACCGGGGGCUCAGCCGCCUCAGAUGCCUCAGCCGCCUCAGAUGCCUCAGCUCACUGAGUUCAAAGUCAGUGAGCAGAGUAUCUGCCAGGCGCGGGCCUCCGUCAUGGUCUAUGAUGACACCAGUAAGAAGUGGGUGCCCAUCAAGCCUGGACAGCAGGGAUUCAGCCGCAUCAACAUCUACCACAACACUGCCAACAACACCUUCAGAGUGGUGGGCGUCAAACUGCAGGACCAACAGGUGGUUAUAAACUACUCCAUAGUGAAGGGCCUCAAGUACAACCAGGCCACCCCCACCUUCCACCAGUGGCGGGACGCCCGGCAGGUCUAUGGCCUCAACUUCGCCAGCAAGGAGGAGGCCACCACCUUCUCCAACGCCAUGCUCUUUGCCCUCAACGUCCUCAGCGCUCAGGAUGGAGGUCCAGCUGUCCAGCGCCAAGUCCAGAAUGGACCCACUUCAGAUGAGAUGGAAGCUCAGAGAGCAAGGCAGAUGAUAGAGCAGCAGCAGCAAUUGCAGGCACAUUUGGAACGGGAGCGAAGGACGUCCAACUCAGGUUCUCCUUUCCAAGGCCACCCUGCUGUUCUCGCCGUGGCCCCUCCAGUAAUGCCUCCCCCCAUGAACAUGGGUGGCCCUCCUCCCCCUCCACCUCCACCAGGACCUCCACCACCUUCAGCAGGGGCCCCAGCACCUCCUCUCCCACCUCCACUACCCAUGUGCGGUGGGAGCGACGCGGAUGAGCCCCCCGCCCAGACAGGUCUCGCAGCUAUGAUCGCCGGAGCCAAACUGCGCCGCGUUCAAAGACCCCAAGACGAAAGCUCCCCAGCCGGCAAAAACGAUGCCAACCGAACAAGCGGAGGAAGCGGAGGAAGCGGAGGAAGCGGAGGAAGUGGAGGAAGUGGAGGGAGCGGAGGAAGCGGAGGACUGAUGGAGGAGAUGAAUGCUCUGUUGGCGCGAAGAAGGAAAGCGGCCUCCGAGCGGCCCGAGGACAGCCAAAAUGAUGACGGAAAUUCUUCGUCACCCAACACCAGGGGUGGACAGAACUCCACAGAUGGUGCAAAGAAGCCGUGGGACAGAGCUAACUCUGCAGACAGGUCGAUGGUUUCCAGGGUACGACCCGGGGGGGGUGGCAGCGACGCAGACUCGAUAGACAUGGAUAGAAUGAAACAGGAAAUCUUGGAUGACGUGUUUCGUGAAUUGCACAAAGUGAAGGAGGAAAUCAUCGAUGCCAUUAGAAAUGAACUCAGUCGAAUUAGCACGACAUAAUCUUUCAGAGCCCCCCCCCCCAGACAUGAAACCCCCUUUUUGAACCUCGCCCCUGCAGCUGCUGCUGUGGCCCUGAGAAGGAGGAGAAGAAGGAGGCCCAAACUGUGACAUCUUCUCAUCCUGUUCGACACCUCACACAUGUUUGUGUUACAUUUUGUUUGUUGAUUUGGACGAAAUGGGGCACACUCGCGCACUGAUUCCUCUGAUUUUCUCACAUCUGUCUGUUUGUUAUCCCAGUUCGCCCCCUCUGUCCUCUGCCGGAAAGAAAAUUGAUCAAAUUGAUAUGAUUUAGUUUUUUUGUUUUUUUUCACAAGUUUGUAUUAAACUUUAAAAUAUAUAUAUUAUUACUAUCAUUUUCAUUAUUAUUACUAUCAUUUUUAUGAUUGUCAAUGUAAUGUUAAUAUGAAUAGUAGUAGAGUAGUGAGUACAAUGGUAAUAAUGAGGAAAUGAUCAUGAGAAUUUGAUAGUAAUGAUAAUGUUGAUAAUUAUAAUUGCACAUCAUUUUAUGUCAGCCUUUUGUAUUUUAUAUUGUUUGUUUUCAUUUUGUUUAUUUGUUUUUGUUCAAACCACAUCUAAAAAUAAUUAUAUUCAUCUAACCCGGAAUUUUAAAACGUUUUGCUAUCCUUUUCACCAACACAGCUAAGUGUGGAACCACGGCAGAAAAAAACAGGCUUUAACCUGAAAUGGAGGCUGAAAAAAACUUCUUUGGAUAUUGCAAUCUUAUAAACAAAAAAAAAAUUAAGAAAUAAUACACCAGAGUAUUUGUGAUCAUGUUGUUAAUAAAAUGUUUAUUGGCUGCAAGGAUAUGGUGAAGUAUUGUUCAUUUUAUUCUCUCUUUUUAUGACAAAGUGCUUCCUGGUUUGACAACGCAAAAAAAAAGAAACGCACUAAGUUUAAAAUGAAUUCAAAUAAAAACUGUGAACAAUGUCUUGGAUAAAUGAGGUCGUCUCUUUCCUUUUGAAUUUGUUUGGGUGCUAUUUUUGUGCCGGUCUGGUGAUUUAGUCUCACACUUUUUUUUCCCCCCAACACAGAAACGUGCUUAUGAAAAGGUGCCAUAAAUUACAGCCGGUGCAGAAUAGAGCAGUGUGAAAAAUCGGAGGUGUUACUGUCCAACCAUAUUGUGUUGUUCAAGUGUUGCAGGAUAUAAAUACAUAAAGUAGGAUACUGUUAUAGUGUCCUGCAA
Molecule: messenger RNA, 2763 nt
Organism: Trematomus bernacchii (emerald rockcod)
Lineage: Eukaryota; Metazoa; Chordata; Actinopteri; Perciformes; Nototheniidae
Gene: evlb
Product: Enah/Vasp-like b
Exons: 13
Coding region: 264-1580 (438 amino acids)
Biological process (GO): positive regulation of actin filament polymerization; protein homotetramerization; actin polymerization or depolymerization
Cellular component (GO): cytoskeleton
Molecular function (GO): SH3 domain binding; profilin binding; actin binding
Source: RefSeq, a predicted model, not a curated record